Molecule: messenger RNA, 2235 nt
Organism: Epinephelus fuscoguttatus (brown-marbled grouper)
Lineage: Eukaryota; Metazoa; Chordata; Actinopteri; Perciformes; Serranidae
Product: kelch-like protein 41b
Exons: 6
Coding region: 109-1917 (602 amino acids)
Molecular function (GO): protein binding
Source: RefSeq, a predicted model, not a curated record
AACCUUUUCUCUGCUCUGCCUUUUCCAGCCAGGACCGCCUGCCAAAAGGACCUGUGGCCACCUUCUCCUUCCUCUCUCCACGGACCCCCUUGUUCCUCCUGACACACUAUGGACCCCAACGCCAUCAAGGAGGAGCUGCGCCUCUUUCAGAGCACCCUGCUUCAGGAUGGGCUGAAGGAACUGCUGAAUGAAAACAAAUUUGUGGACUGCACCCUGAAGGUGGGUGACCGCAGCUUCCCCUGUCAUCGGCUCAUCAUGGCCGCCUGCAGCCCUUACUUCAGGGAGAUUUUCUUCACAGAGGAUGGGAAGGAGGUGGAGAACACCAAGGAGGUGGUCCUGGAGGACGUCAACCCCGCCAUCCUGGAAAUGAUCGUCCAGUACCUCUACUCAGCUGAGAUUGAGCUAACCGAUGACAAUGUGCAGGAUAUAAUCGCUGUGGCCAACAGAUUCCAGAUCCCUUCUGUCUUUACGGUCUGCGUCAACUACCUCCAGAAGAAACUGUCUCUGGGGAACUGCAUGGCCAUUUUCAGGAUGGGUCUGGUGCUCAGCUGUCCCAGGCUUGCUGUAGCUGGACGCAACUUCAUCGCUGACCGUUUUGAGCUACUUUACAAGGAAGAAGAGUUCCUCAAGCUCGCAGCGCACGAAUUGUUCGCCAUCAUCGGUGGAGACUCGCUGAACGUGGAGAAGGAGGAGCUGGUAUUUGAGGCGGUCAUGGCGUGGGUCCGCCAUGACAAGGAGCGUGUCAAGUUCCUAAAGGAUGCUUUCAACUGCAUCCGCUUCCGCCUGCUGCCAGAGAAGUACUUCAAAGAAAGAGUGGAGACGGAUGACAUAAUCAAGGCCGACCCAGAGCUCCAGAAGACGAUCCAGGUCAUCAGGGAUGCCUUCAAGGGGAAACUUCCAGAACAGCCCAAGAAGAAGGAGGGGGAGGAGGGUGCUGAUGGGGAGGAGGAAAGCAUGUUUCCCGGCUUCCUGAAUGACAACCGCAGGCAUGGCAUGUAUGCACGGGAAUUCAUUGUCAUGAUCAAUGAUACGGCAGCGGUGGCGUAUGACGUCAGCGAGAAUGAGUGCUUCCUGGCGGCCAUGUCGGAGCAGGUGCCACGUAACCACGUCAGCCUGGUGUCACAGAAGAACCAGCUCUACAUCAUUGGAGGACUGUUUGUGGAUGAGGAAAACAAAGAACUACCUCUGCAAUGCUACUUCUACCAGUUGGAUCCACUCACAUCAGACUGGGCCGCCAUGCCGCCCAUGCCCUCUCCAAGAUGCCUCUUCAACAUCGGAGAGAGCAACAACCUGCUGUUUGCCGUGGCCGGAAAAGACCUCCAAACCAACGAGUCGCUUGAUUCUGUGAUGUGCUACGAUGUUGAGAAGAUGAAGUGGAGCGAGACCAAAAAGCUUCCUUUGAAGAUCCACGGCCACUCUGUCGUCUCCCACAAAGGGCUGGUCUACUGCAUUGGAGGAAAGACAGAUGACAACAAAGCCCUCAACAAGAUGUUUGUAUACAACCACAAGCAGUCAGAGUGGAGGGAGCUGGCAGCCAUGAAGACACCCAGAGCCAUGUUUGGAUCCGUUGUCCACAACGGCAAGAUUGUGGUGGCUGGCGGAGUCAAUGAGGAGGGCCUCAUUAAUACGUGUGAAGCCUUUGACUUCACAACAAACAAGUGGGAGCCAUUUACAGACUUCCCCCAGGAGAGGAGCUCUGUCAACCUGUUGAGCAAUGGCGGCUCCCUGUACGCUGUGGGCGGCUUUGCCAUGAUUCAGAUGGAGAACAAGGAGGUGGCUCCCACAGAGGUCACCGACGUCUGGCAGUAUGAGGAUGAUAAGAAGCAGUGGAGCGGGAUGCUGAGGGAGAUGCGGUACGCUGCCGGCUCCUCCUGUGUGUCCAUGCGCCUCAAUGCUGCCAGGAUGCCCAAACUGUAGACAGAAACACUUUAUUUCUUUCUUAACCCCCCCAACAGCACCUCCUGACACCCCCCUCCUCCCCCAGCAAGCUGCCUCCGAGGCGUCUCAUCCUCUGCACUCAGAUUUCUGUGUGUCGAGUUGAUCUUUGACAUUAAUUUUUCUCUGAACUCAGAUGAUUUUUAUCUGUACUAUAAACACUCGGCUCCGCUGCCUCUUCAAAGACUGCACCAUCCCCACAGUAUUAAAAAAAAAGAAGCCACAAUUUAGAUUGAUCUUUAAAGCUCUGUUUACACCAUUUCUAGCAUUUCUUUUGUAAAAUAAACAUUUGUAAACUUC